Molecule: messenger RNA, 1289 nt
Organism: Linum trigynum
Lineage: Eukaryota; Viridiplantae; Streptophyta; Magnoliopsida; Malpighiales; Linaceae
Source: the annotation of a GenBank genome assembly
GUUUUCCUUUUCGAUGAAAUGAAGAAGGCCGAGAUGUCUUUUCCCUUCUGAUGAUUUUGCAGGCAAACAUGGUCUGGAACGAAGGGGCGUAGUUAAUUAGCCUGAGUUACCUGACAUGCCGAUACUUCUUCCGUCGAGCGAAUAUAAAAAGAAAAAGACAUUAGAUCGAUAACAAGUUCUGAAAAGGAUCAGAAAGGUUAGAGAAGAGGAGAGAUCACCGUGGGGAAAUACGGCUGAUCCGUCGUCGUCGAAUAAACAAUUGCUACUAUUGGAUUCUCGGAGAAAUACGGCUCUGAUCUUUUGAAUAAGUAGUUUUGCUUCUCUUGGGUACGUUCUAAACAAACUUAAUCUAAUUAAUUUAUUCAAAGGAUCAGCCAGCCGUCGGAAAAUUUUCCCCAUGGUCCGGUGCAUCUCUCUCCUUGCACUAUAAAUAUCUCUCCUUUUUUUUCCACUAGUAACAUAACAAUUAUAACAGUCGAUGCAUAGAAUAACACAAGGAAAUUAAACCAGCCAGCAAUGACGCGAGUAGUUCUUCUUCUUCUGCCGGCAACGGUAUUCAUAACAUCCCUUGUCAUUACAAUUCUGCCGCCGGCCGCCGCGGAUUGUGGCUGUGCCCCUUACCGUACCUGCAGUGACUGUGACGGCGGCAAGAUGACUGGACCCUGUUGUAAUGCAUAUGGUGCGUGCGGAUAUGGCGGGGGUUACUGUGAGCCUUGUUAUUGUGACCUGGAUCGUUGCGAUGAUUGUUUUUGCUUUGGAACAUGCGCUUCCCACAAUAUCAGAGUUACUAAUUACGACGACCACCAUCGCAACCAUAACAGCAGCAGCAGAAACGUUAAUAAUAACGUUUCUACUGCUGCUGCUCCCGCUCCAAGUUGGCACCUAAUGGAGAAUAUAUCAUCAUCAUCAUCGGUUACUAGCCCUAGCCCGAGCAAUGCCUAGAGGUAAUUAACAACAAAUUUUGUGUGCUACUUACUGAUCACAUCUUUGCUUUGUGCGCUGAUAUACGUGUACAUGGAUCUCUUUGAGCGUGGUUUGCAGGUGACGAAUCUUGAAAAUCGCAAGCACGCAAUAUUGGCGAGUGUUACCGGUCAUAAACAAUAUUAUCAUUUUGCAGCAACGUAACACAAGUUAGGAUGUUGGAUCACGAUGUUUUUCAACAGCUCGUGGGAACAAGUGGUCAUUGAGAUAUCCAUGUACACAGGAUAUAGAAUCUGUAUCUUUAAUGUUUCCAACUUUAAUUUAGAGUGACAUAUAUUAGAGAAAAAGAAUAAAAAUUCUUUUUACUU